Molecule: messenger RNA, 1687 nt
Organism: Anguilla anguilla (European eel)
Lineage: Eukaryota; Metazoa; Chordata; Actinopteri; Anguilliformes; Anguillidae
Gene: ndufs5
Product: NADH:ubiquinone oxidoreductase subunit S5
Exons: 3
Coding region: 143-439 (98 amino acids)
Biological process (GO): mitochondrial respiratory chain complex I assembly
Source: RefSeq, a predicted model, not a curated record
GUUAAAACAGGAAGAUGCUUAUUUGCGACCAAGUCGUAAACGCAAUCCUCAAGUUGUCGUACGGCAGUCGAUGCUGACCGUAAAGCAGAGGGGACCGAUCCAGAGAAGGUUAAAGUAAUACGCUCCUGAAAUUGCAAGCAUCAUGCCAUUUGUCGACUUGCAUUCGAAGUUCGGUCUGAAUCUGGACCGCUGGUUGCUGGCCCAGAGUGGGAAACAACCCUACAAGCAAGCCUCGCGCUGUCACUCCUUUGAGAAGGAGUGGAUUGAGUGUUCCCAUGGCAUCGGUCAGACCCGGGCACGGCAGGAGUGCAGGCUUGAAUUUGAAGACUUUUAUGAAUGCAUGCACCGUCAGAAGACAUUCAAGCGACUCCAUGAAAUCCGAAAACAGAAAGAAAAACUGGAGAAGGAGGGAUCCUUAACUGCUCCGGGCCACCACUGAGCGAAAGGGAGCAAUGGCCGUAGCCCCCAGCAGGCAUGCAUGCUCGCACUCGAUCCCGCCUCAGCAUCGUACACCUGUGGUGUGCCCAGGGGCUUUGUGUAAAAUAGCUAUUCAUAUAUUGCGAUUGUUUGUCUUCCCCGUUCCAAGUAAGUAAAUGAAGAUCUGUAACCUUAAUAUUGUACCUUUCCCUUUUUCCUGGCUUCAGAAUAAAGGGUGUUGAGUGGAAGUAGAAGAGUCUGUUAGAAGUGAAUUAAUAGUUCACGUGGUUAAAUUCCAAAUUUUCAUACUGGAUUCGAAUUUCACUUCGUGAAUCAAAACUAAAUGCUAGAAUCAGGCUCUCUAUUGAACAAUUUAUUGUAAGACAAUGUUGACAUUUUUCAAACGGGGGAGGGAGUACACAGCUGCAACCAGUGUAGGAAACAGUAGCUGGAGCAUGAACCCAAAAUGAAUAGACAAGAGCAGAGACACUUAACAUGAAUGCUCUCUUAUUUGCAGUAUGCUAGAGGUGGCAGUGGCAAAAUGACUUUUAACCUUUUAAUGUUUUUAACCUGUCAGUACAAUUGCAUGUGCACUCUAAGGAAUGAUGUGCAUGUAAAAAGAUGCAGUGUUUCUUCUGACUGGCUUGAAUGUCAGUGCAAUGUGUAUUACUUUCAUACAUCAUCUCACAACCCAUCUCAGCCCCUUCCAUGACCCAGCAUUCAGUUUCAGAUUGAACAGCUUGCAUUCAAAACUAAAAAAAUAAGCAACAGGGUUUAGACAUGCAAGUUAUUAUCUACCCAAGAUCUCUUAAGGCCUCUAUCUCCUCUGCACAUAAAGCCAGAGUUGUGUAAAUAGCAUGCUCAUCUUGCUUUCAGCUCUUCCUGUUAUCUCCCACAGGAUAACCUGAUGGGCAUGCCUCUUCAAAAAUGACAUUUUCGCGCUGUUAAAUGCCAUAAUGACCCUCUCCCUUACGCAAAGAGGUGUGUGACCUCAGGCAUCGAUUCACAAUAUUCCGACGUUCCCCCAGGAUGCUCUAGCACUGACUGGCAGGUUCACAGCCAGUCAUUCAGAACCCUGCUGACCUAAUGGUGUCCCCUUCUACCACCCUGUUGCCCUUCCCCUUACAUUCCUCCACUGGUUACCUGUCACUGUGUCACUCAUUGCCAUAGCGAAUAGGAAAAAUUAUUUUUUUUCCCCCCAUGAUUUUGGAAAUCCUUUUUGAAAAGAAGAAAUUAACCCAACAAUAAAAGCUGAAUGAUGACAAAAAGA